Molecule: messenger RNA, 2042 nt
Organism: Mercurialis annua (annual mercury)
Lineage: Eukaryota; Viridiplantae; Streptophyta; Magnoliopsida; Malpighiales; Euphorbiaceae
Product: homeobox protein knotted-1-like 3
Exons: 6
Coding region: 339-1655 (438 amino acids)
Biological process (GO): regulation of DNA-templated transcription
Cellular component (GO): nucleus
Molecular function (GO): DNA binding
Source: RefSeq, a predicted model, not a curated record
UUUACAUAUAAACAUCACCAUCUUCUCCAUAUUUCUUUCUCUCUGCACCUUACUAUAUUUAAUUAUUUCUCUCUACUGUGUCUUCUCUUUUCACACUCCUCCACUAUUUCAUCUCCAGUAAUUUAUACUGCAUCCAACAGUACCAAUUUCAUCUCUCUCUUUAUUCACAUAUAAUAUACAAUCUCUGUCUAUCAUUUUCUUUAGCUUUCUUUUUACACAGUUGCACACACUUUUCAAUCUAUCCAUCUCCAUUUUUUUAUAAUCUUUCCUUUUCUUUCUUCGAAUAUAUAUAUACACAGACAUACAGAGAAGAAAAAAGCUUUUUUUGUUGAGAAAAAAUGGCGUUUCACCAUAACUUAUCUCACCAAGAACUCCCACUUCACCAUUUCAGAAACCAAACUCAGUCCCAAACCCAACAAAACAUGGAAGAAACCACCACUUCUCCGCCGCCGAAUUGGCUGAACACAGCUCUUCUCCGUACACAACAACCGCAGCAGCAUCAUUUCACCGAUCAUACUAACAACUUUCUAAAUCUUCAUACAGCUUCUGCUACUACAAACUCCGACUCCUCACAAAACCCAACUCAAUGGUUAUCUCGUAAUUCGUCUUCAAUUUAUAACCGAAAUCACAGUGAUGUUAUUGAUGACGUGUCACAUGCUGUAACGGUAACUGCUGCUGAUUCUUUAGUGGCCGGUACUAUCUCUCAAGAGUCUGCUGAUUUGAAGAAUAAUAUUAAUAACAACAGUGAGACUAUGAAUAAUAACAAGAGUGAAGGAGGGGAGAGUGGCAGCGGCGGCGGUGGAGAUGGGAUAAUGAAUUGGCAAAAUGCAAGAUGUAAAGCUGAUAUUUUGAGUCAUCCAUUGUAUGAUCAGCUGUUAUCAGCUCAUGUAGCUUGUUUACGGAUCGCUACUCCGGUCGAUCAGUUGCCGAGAAUUGAUGCUCAGCUUGCUCAGUCUCAGCAUGUUGUGACUAAAUAUUCAGCUCUUGGUCAGGGUUUGGUUGGUGAUGAUAAGGAGCUUGAUCAGUUCAUGGCACAUUAUUUUCUAUUGCUUUGUCAAUUUAAAGAACAACUGCAACAACAUGUUCGAGUCCAUGCUAUGGAAGCAGUAAUGGCCUGCUGGGAGAUUGAGCAAUCUUUACAAAGCUUAACAGGAGUUUCUCCUGGAGAAGGUACAGGUGCAACAAUGUCCGACGAUGAGGAUGACCAAGUAGAUAGUGAUGUUAAUUUGUUUGAUCCAAGUAUGGACGGUGGAGAUACAAUGGGAUUUGGUCCGCUUAUCCCAACAGAAACCGAGAGGUCGUUAAUGGAGCGGGUGAGGCAUGAGCUGAAGCAUGAACUAAAGCAGGGUUACAAAGAGAAAAUUGCUGAUAUUAGAGAAGAAAUUAUGCGUAAGAGAAGAGCAGGAAAGCUACCAGGGGACACUACCUCUGUCUUAAAACAAUGGUGGCAAUCACAUUCAAAAUGGCCAUAUCCUACUGAGGAAGAUAAAGCAAGAUUAGUACAGGAAACAGGAUUGCAAUUAAAGCAGAUUAAUAAUUGGUUUAUUAAUCAGAGAAAGAGGAAUUGGCAUAGCAAUCCUUCAACUUCAACAGUCUUGAAAAGUAAACGCAAAAGAAGUAAUGCAGGUGAUAACAGCAGCGAUCGGUUCGCGUAAAUCGAAGAACAAUCGAGUAAUCGGCACGAAUUUCACUCGAUCAACAGUAGAUACUGCAUUGACAGAAGAUAAAAAGGCUAACAAAGAGGAUGAUGAUCAGGAAGAAUGCGAUCUUGCAGACUUAUUAAGAAUUUCAAAGAAAAUAUAAUUAGUGAAAUUGAAUGUAGAUAGAAGCAAAAUAUAUGGAUUUUGCAGGUUUAUUUAUAUUUGUGAAUAAGAUCAAUAGGGAGAGGUGGUUAAGGGGUGUAUAUACAGUGUAAUAGUAUAAUAUUUUUUAUGCUUAGUUACUGAUUGCUAUAAGAUUAUAGCUUUCUUUUUUUGCAUCCGUAGAAUUGAACAGCAACUGUAUGGAAUGUAAAAUUUAUAAUUAAUGUUGUUGAAUAGCCA